CUGGCGGAUCCGUGUGCUGAGCUGAUCCGCAAAUCGAGAUGACAAGGUGGGGAUAUUGUUCAGUGCCUCGAAGCACGAUGUCACUACCGAUGCCGUAUAAAUGGUUUCGAGAGCUUUUGUUGUCUCCGCGGGGAAUAGUGGUCUGAAACAGUACUUACCGUGCAGCAAAGUCAAGCUAGCUAUUCACAAUGCCUCAUAUCACCACCGAGCUUCGAGAUUAUGGACGCAGGAGAUCCAAGACCGGUCCCUAUGCGGACAAUCUCGAGGUGGAUGCCCUUGUCGUUGGUGGUGGUUUUGGAGGAGUCUUCUGCUUCUACGAAUUGAGGAAGGCGGGCUUCAAGACUGUCAUCUACGAAGCCGGCAACGAUCUUGGAGGAACAUGGCGUUGGAACUGUUACCCUGGCGCAAUGGUCGACUCCGAGAUCCCAGAAUAUCAACUGUCCAUCCCAGAGACAUACAAGGACUGGACCUGGCCAUCCAACUAUCCGACUUACGAAGACCUCAGAGCAUAUUUCGAUCACUGCGACAAAGUCUUGGACAUCAAAAGUCAUACGGCGUUCGAUAGUGUUGUCGUCGAAUCCCAGUUCAACACUGACGAAGGCCGCUGGCACGUCAAGACUGCCGAUGGACGUACUACCAAGACCAAAUAUCUCGUUAUCGCUGCUGGGUUUGCUGCCAAACGCUAUGUUCCCGAUGAAUUCAUUGGCAUCGACAAUUUCCAAGGCAUCUGCCAUCACUCCUCGUUCUGGCCCGAUCUCAACAUCGAUGUUUCAGACAAGAAGUGCUGUGUGAUUGGAACGGGUGCAAGUGGUGUGCAAAUUGUUCAAAAAUGGGGUCCUAACGUGAGAAGCUUGAAAGUCUUUCAGCGUACCCCGAAUCUCGCCGUGCCAAUGAGAAAACGGGCUCUCACAGCCGAAGAGCAGAAUGAGCUCAAGCCAAUGUACCCGGAGCUCUUCAGCCUCCGCGAAAAAUGCUUUGGUGGAUUUCUGUACACCUUCUCCGAAAAGGGUACUUUUGAGGAUACUCCUGCCGAACGUGAAGCCUUCUACAAAAAGCUCUGGGCAGAUGGUGGGUUCCGCUUCUGGCUCGGAAACUAUAAGGACUACCUCUUUGACGCGAAGGCCAACCGUGAGGCCUACAACUUCUGGGCCAAAAAUGUCCGUUACAGGGUGGGUGAUGCCAAAACUCGAGAUCUCCUCGCACCUUUGGAGCCACCGCACCCAUUCGGCGUCAAGCGUCCUUGUCUCGAACUCAACUACUAUGAGCAAUUCAAUCGUGAGAAUGUUGAGCUGGUCGACAUCAAGAACAAUCCCAUUUCGCAGUUCACGGAAAAAGGAAUCAAAUUGAAAGAUGGCACCGAACACGAAUUUGAUGUCAUUUGCAUUGCCACUGGUUUUGAUAUCGUGACAGGUGGGAUGACAGCAAUGGGAUUGCGCAACAUCAACAGCACCUUGCUUCAAGACGAGUGGAAGAAGGCUGCCUACACGUACCUUGGUACAACCAUCAGCGGCUAUCCCAAUAUGUUCCAUCUCUACGGACCUCAGGGACCAACACUGCUGAGCAAUGGCCCAACAACAGUCGAGGUUCAAGGUCGAUGGAUUGUUGAUGCCAUCAAGCAGGUUGAACGCCAAGGUCUGAAGUACAUCAAUCCCACGGCCGAGGCCCAGGCGGCCUACAAAAAGAAGAUCAACGCAUUGUCUGAUAUCAGCCUGUUCCCAACCACCAAGUCUACGUACAUGGGUGGCAGUAAGCCCGACAAGGCUUUCGAACAGACCAACUGGGCUGGGGGAAUACCUGCGUACCAUGCAGAGAUUAGGGCCACCCUUCCCGAUUUCGUGGGAUUUGAAAAGGUCAAGAAGUGAGAGCAAUAUCUACGGUGGUCUCGAGGUGAGAUCGAGCUGCUGGUGAGCCAGAUUGAAUAGCAACGCGU
Molecule: messenger RNA, 1930 nt
Organism: Exophiala xenobiotica
Lineage: Eukaryota; Fungi; Ascomycota; Eurotiomycetes; Chaetothyriales; Herpotrichiellaceae
Exons: 5
Coding region: 189-1862 (557 amino acids)
Molecular function (GO): N,N-dimethylaniline monooxygenase activity; NADP binding; flavin adenine dinucleotide binding
Source: RefSeq, a predicted model, not a curated record